AUGGAGACGGAUGAGAUCAAAUACCCUGUUGGGUCUAGCUUAAAGGAUCUGGUAUCUUAUGGCAUCUCAGGACUUGUUGUUCUAGACAAAGCGUCGCAGACAGUCAUCAAGACGCCACUUUCUGACGACUGCGAAGACGCCUUGGCCCGGGAGCGCGAUAUCUAUGCUCGACUCACCGAACGGGGCGGCCAUCCCGGGAUCCUGCGCUAUCACGGGACGAUAACAACCAAACUACACCAGCGAUGGACGAUGCAGAUUGCCGAGGCACUGGCCUUUGUUCAUUCUGCCGGGGUUGUUCACGGCGACCUUACAUGCCACAAUGUUUUUCUUGACGGGGAGUUAAACGCAAAGCUGGCCGACUUUGCUGGCUCCUCGCUCGAUGGGUCUGGACUUCUUGUUUGUGUCGCCGCGAGCCACGAAUACCCUGGCCCUACCAUGUCUACACAGGGUGAUACUUUUGCCUUUGGGUCUGUUCUUUACGAAAUCGUAACCGGCGACUCCCCGUUCAAGGGGCUGCCGGACGGCGAGAUCGAAAAUCGUUACAAGAAAGGCCAGUUUGCCGAUACCUCGUCACUCGGGAAAAUGGGAGUCAUCAUCCGAAACUGCUGGCUUGGGAAGUAUAAUGGCUUUGAUCCACUUCUCCGUGACCUAAAAGGUAAUCUCAUGUUAAUUACGCCGGGUCGGUGA
Dichotomopilus funicola is the source of this 687-nucleotide messenger RNA. RefSeq names its product kinase-like protein. Bases 1 to 687 code for a protein of 228 amino acids. Gene Ontology annotation, molecular function: ATP binding; protein serine/threonine kinase activity. The transcript is spliced from 2 exons. The record is from RefSeq and is a predicted model, not a curated record. Gene Ontology annotation, biological process: protein phosphorylation. Lineage: Eukaryota; Fungi; Ascomycota; Sordariomycetes; Sordariales; Chaetomiaceae.